Molecule: messenger RNA, 1901 nt
Organism: Prunus persica (peach)
Lineage: Eukaryota; Viridiplantae; Streptophyta; Magnoliopsida; Rosales; Rosaceae
Product: phosphoethanolamine N-methyltransferase 1
Exons: 12
Coding region: 240-1715 (491 amino acids)
Biological process (GO): phosphatidylcholine biosynthetic process
Molecular function (GO): phosphoethanolamine N-methyltransferase activity
Source: RefSeq, a predicted model, not a curated record
UCUCAUCGUAGUCAUUCAUAGCAUAGCAAUCGGGCAAGACGGUGCGGUGCAGGCUACAUUGCUAUAUCCUAUAUGCAGCAGAGAGGCAGAGCUCACGACCGAAGAUCAAGGAGCUUUUCCAGAUCACGCAUUGCUGUUGAGGGUUCUUAGCCCCAUUUAUUCUUCACAUUUCACUCUCUCUUUCUCUCUCAUUCGAAUUUUCAGCAGCUCAGUCUCUCUCACUCCCAUUUCGGUCUACAAUGGCUGCUCCUAAUGGACAAGAGCGUGAGGUUCAGAAGAACUACUGGGUGGAGCACUCCGCAGAUUUGACCGUUGAGGCCAUGAUGCUCGACUCCAAAGCCUCUGAUCUUGACAAAGAAGAGCGACCUGAGGUGCUUUCUAUGCUCCCUCCAUAUGAGGGUAAAUCUGUUUUGGAACUGGGAGCUGGGAUUGGUCGUUUCACUGGAGAGUUAGCUCAAAAGGCUGGUCAGCUUGUCGCAUUGGACUUCAUUGACAGUGUGAUAAAGAAGAAUGAAAGCACUAAUGGACACCAUAAGAACGUCAAGUUCAUGUGUGCUGAUGUUACAUCUCCUGAUCUGAAGAUUUCUGAAGAAUCAGUGGAUAUGAUAUUCUCAAAUUGGCUUCUUAUGUAUUUAUCAGAUAAGGAGGUGGAAAAUUUGGUAGAAAGGAUGAUGGGAUGGUUGAAGGUCGGUGGAUAUAUCUUUUUCAGAGAGUCUUGUUUCCACCAAUCUGGAGACUCUAAAAGAAAAUCCAACCCAACCCAUUACCGGGAACCCAGAUUUUAUACCAAGGUUUUUAAACAAUGCCACAUGCAUGAUGAUUCUGGGAAUUUCUUUGAACUCUCUCUUGUUGGUUGCAAAUGUAUUGGAGCUUAUGUUCGGAACAAAAAGAAUCAAAAUCAGAUUUGCUGGUUAUGGCAGAAAGUCGCUUCACAGGAUGAUAGAGGUUUCCAGCAGUUCUUAGAUAAUGUUCAGUACAAAAGUAAUGGCAUAUUACGAUAUGAACGUGUCUUUGGACAAGGUUUUGUGAGCACAGGAGGGAUCGAAACAACUAAAGAAUUUGUGGCAAAGUUGGAUCUUAAGCCUAGCCAGAAAGUUCUAGAUGUAGGCUGUGGCAUCGGGGGAGGUGACUUUUAUAUGGCCUCGAAUUAUGAUGUUGAGGUUGUUGGCAUUGACCUCUCCGUAAAUAUGAUUUCUUUUGCUCUUGAACGUGCCAUUGGACUCAAAUGCGCUGUCGAGUUUGAAGUUGCUGAUUGCACGCAAAAGACUUAUGCUGACGACACCUUUGAUGUGAUAUACAGCCGUGACACCAUUUUACACAUUCAAGACAAACCUGCAUUAUUCCGAUCCUUCUACAGGUGGUUGAAGCCAGGAGGUAAAGUUCUCAUCAGUGAUUACUGUAGGAGUGCUGGAACUCCAUCGGCAGAGUUUGCUGAGUAUAUUAAGCAAAGAGGAUAUGAUCUCCAUAAUGUACAAGCAUAUGGUCAGAUGCUCAAGGACGCUGGUUUUGACGAGGUCAUUGCUGAGGAUCGUACUGAUCAGUUCAAAGAAGUUUUGCAGCGGGAACUGGAUGCUGUCGAGAAAGACAAGGAUGCGUUCAUCCAGGACUUUUCGGAAGAGGAUUAUGAUGAUAUAGUUGGUGGAUGGAAGGCAAAGCUGAUCAGGGCUGACUCCGGAGAGCAGAAGUGGGGCCUCUUCAUUGCCAAGAAGAAAUGAAGCACUGUUUAGAUAUGUGUUUUGGGACGAACAUUGUUUGUGAUUUAGUAAUAAUGGUCUGUUGUUGUUGGCCUGUCCUAUUUCAAUCCAUGUCGCUGUUUUUAAUUAGAACUAUUGUGUGACUUGUCUUUCAACUUUUGCCCAUUUUUAAUGGAAUUGGAGUGUUUGUAUUUGUUUAAUGAGUCA